AUGCUUUAUGCUGCUACUCUGCAGGUGAAGGUGACUUAUUCAAGCUGGCAAAGGGUGACAAUUACCUGUAUCACCACCUGUACUCUGAGUAACCCCAACCCCACCUACAUCUGGUACAAGAACGGACAACGUCUAGAUGAGAGAACCUCCCCCCAGUACAAAUACUCAGUCUACACUAACAGUAAAGACAGCUACUCCUGUGCUGUAAAAGGCCAUGAGGAUCUCCACUCUCCUGCAGUGUGUGUUCAGGGUCAGAGCUGCAACAGAGUGACUUACACCAAGAGGAGAAUCUGUGUCUUGAAGGGGUCAACAGUGGACAUAUCCUGUACUUAUGUUGGUUAUUAUUCCACCACAUCAUCAUUCUGGUUUAGAAGUGAUAAGUCGACCCCUGAAGACCUAACCAGAGACCCAGGGUAUGCAGGUCGUGUGAAGUGCACUGGAACAUACAGAGGUCCCUUCACCCUGAGAAUCACAGAUCUGAGAGAGGAGGACUCAGCUGAGUAUCGCUUCACUUUUAAAACACACAACAUUGAAUGGGGUCAUAGUUUCCCAGGAACAACUCUGUCUGUCACAGGUCUGCAGGUGAAGGUGACUCCUGCUGCAGAGGGACAGAAGACACUGACCUGUAGCACCACCUGUACUCUGACUGACAACCCCACCUACAUCUGGUACAAGAAUGGACAGAAUGUACAAGGUGUCUCCUCCCCCAUGUACUCCAUCAGCAGUGAGGAUGCAGACAGCUACUUCUGUGCUGUAAAAGGCCAUCUCAGCUCUCCUACAGUGUAUAAACCAAAGAACCCCUCAGUGUCAGUCAGUCCCUCUGGUGAAAUAGUGGAGGGCAGUUCAGUGACUCUGACCUGCAGCAGUGAUGCCAACCCACCUGUCCAGAGUUACACCUGGUGGUACAAGAAGAAUGGAGGUGACUAUCAGAGUAUGACAGGACCACAGCAUGUCUUCAGUCACAUCCAGUCAUCUGACAGUGGAGAGUACUACUGUGAGUCCCAGAAUGAGAUGGGGACAGACAGGUCUGGGACCAUCAACAUGGAUGUGAAAUAUAAACCAAAGAACCCCUCAGUGUCAGUCAGUCCCUCUGGUGAAAUAGUGGAGGGCAGUUCAGUGACUCUGACCUGCAGCAGUGAUGCCAACCCACCUGUGGACAAAUACACCUGGUACAAGAAGAACGUAACCUCACCAAAAGCAUCAGGACAGAGUUACAGCAUCACUAACAUCAUCUCUGAGGACAGAGGAGAAUAUUACUGUGAGGCUGAGAAUAAAUAUGGACGACUCAAUUCUUCUUCUGUGUUUGUGGACGUUCUGUAUGGCCCAAGGAACACCUCAGUGUCAGUCAGUCCCUCUGGUGAAAUAGUGGAGGGCAGUUCAGUGACUCUGUCCUGCAGCAGUGAUGCCAACCCACCUGUGGACAAAUACACCUGGUACUUUCAAAAUGAGACUUUUCUAAAUGGAUGUGGACAGAUGUACAACAUCAGUAACUUCAAGUCAGUGGACAGUGGACAUUACCACUGUGAGGCCUGGAAUAGAAGAGGAUCUAGGAACUCUACAGCUCUGAUGAUCAUUUUACCAGUGAAACAAACCUCAGUUCUGACUGCAGCUGUAGGAAUCAUAGUGGUUGUUCUGGUUCUCAUCCUCUGUCUCUCUGGACUCAUGUGGUUCAGGAAGAAGGCCUCCAUAUCCACCUCUGACACAAGAGACACAUCAGAAAAUGUACAGGGAGACUCUAGUCCAGUGUAUGAAAACGUCUCAAGCAUGUCCACAGCCUCUACUGCAGCACAGACAGCAGCCACAGUCGACCAGGAUGACGUUCACUAUGCCAGAGUCCACUUCUCUCACUCCAAAAACCAGGAAGUGCCUCUGUACUCCACCGUCCAGCUGUGUAAACCCCAGAAACAGGAUGUCCAGUACGAUGCUGUGAAAUUCAACCUCCCCAGUGCUGCCACCCGACCCACGGCAGCACAAGCAGCUGAGGAGGACUUUUCUGAGAUCUAUAGUAGAGUCAACAAACCCAGAAGACCUGAACACAACAAACCCAGAACCAAGAAGACCUGAACGCAACAAACCCAGAACCAAGAGUACCUGAACACAACAAACCCUGAACCAAGAGGACCUGAACUCACCAAACCCAGAACCAAGAGUACCUGAACAUAACAAACCCAGAACCAAGAGGACCUGAACACAACAAACCCAGAACCAGGAGGACCUAAACUCAACAAACCCAGAACCAAGAGGACCUGAACACACACAACAAACCCAGAACCAAGAGGACCUGAACUCAACAAACCCAGAACCAAGAGGACCUGAACACACACAACAAACCCAGAACCAAGAGGACCUGAACACACACAACAAACCCAGAACCAAGAGGACCUGAACUCAACAAACCCAGAACCAAGAGGACCUGAACACACACAACAAACCCAGAACCAAGAGGACCUGAACACACACAACAAACCCAGAACCAAGAGGACCUGAACACAACAAACCCAGAACCAAUAGGACCUGAACACAACAAACCCAGAACCAAGAGGACCUGAACUCAACAAACCCAGAACCAAGAGGACCCGAACACACACAACAAACCCAGAACAAAGAGGACCUGAACACAACAAACCCAGAACCAAGAAGACCUGAACACACCAAACCCAGAACCAAGAAGACCUGAACACAACAAACCCAGAACCAAGAGGACCUGAACACAAGACCUGAACACAAGUUUGACAUAAACCCUGUAUAUCUGGACCUGUAUAGUCCAACUAAGUGAUAUUAUUCUAUCAUAAGAUACGCCAUUUAGAAACACUUUUAACCAAAGUGACUUAUUAUGUGUGGAUACAUCUUUCAUGCCGGUGGUCCCAUUGGGACCCAUUCACCAUGCUGUACCAACUGAGCCACAGGACUACUGUAUUCACACUGGACUGCUGAUCUAGAGUCAGUUUAGCCUUUUAAACUAUGAUGAAUAAGAUAAUAAUCAUAAUAAAUUACAUUUGUCAAGCACUUUUCAUUAUACAGAAUAAUAUACAGAACCUUGUAAAUCAUUUUUAUGUUUUUCCUUUCAUGUUUUAAGUAACAUGGAACAGAAUCUGAACACAAUAACUUUGCUUUGUAUUUCUGAAACCGCCUCGAUGUCCAGUUAUAUUGUAUAUGAAGGCUGAGAACAUUAUAAAUAUAUGUUUUCAUUUCUUCUUGAUGUUCGCUCACAGGAACAAUACUUAUAUUCUACAGUACCAUUCUGUUACAUUCUACAGUACUGUAUUAUUCUAUUACAUUCUACAGUACUGAACCAUUCUGUUACAU
This is a messenger RNA of Oncorhynchus masou masou (cherry salmon), 3306 nucleotides long. Its product is annotated as B-cell receptor CD22-like. Lineage: Eukaryota; Metazoa; Chordata; Actinopteri; Salmoniformes; Salmonidae. The record is from RefSeq and is a predicted model, not a curated record. The transcript is spliced from 11 exons. Bases 1 to 2064 code for a protein of 687 amino acids.